GGCCCCGCCUCCUCCUUCUCCUCCGUCUCCGUGCUCCUCAUCAGCUCUGUAGUUACCUGUCUCUCUCCACCGCUCCUGCUACAUUUUAAUCUGUAUUUAAUCUAAUCAGCGCGCUCUGGUCGCGGGGAUCGUGUGUGUGGAGCAUGGCGUUCACUCUGCAGGGCACCAAGAAGAAAGUCUGCUAUUAUUAUGACGGUGAUAUUGGGAAUUACUACUACGGUCAAGGCCACCCUAUGAAACCCCACCGUAUUCGCAUGACUCACAACCUCCUGCUGAACUAUGGUCUCUACCGCAAGAUGGAGAUUUAUCGUCCCCAUAAAGCCACAGCUGAUGAGAUGACGAAGUACCACAGUGACGAUUAUAUAAAGUUUCUGCGCUCCAUCCGACCUGACAACAUGUCCGAAUUCAGCAAGCAGAUGCAGCGCUUUAAUGUAGGGGAGGACUGUCCGGUGUUUGAUGGGCUGUUUGAGUUCUGUCAGCUCUCUACAGGAGGAUCAGCAGCUGGUGCUGUGAAGCUGAAUAGGCAGCAAACGGAUAUUGCUGUAAAUUGGGCAGGUGGACUGCACCACGCUAAGAAAUCAGAGGCAUCGGGUUUCUGCUACGUAAACGACAUUGUACUGGCCAUCCUGGAACUGCUGAAGUACCACCAAAGGGUGCUGUAUAUUGAUAUUGAUAUUCAUCAUGGCGACGGGGUGGAAGAGGCUUUCUACACCACUGACCGCGUGAUGACUGUCUCCUUCCACAAAUAUGGAGAAUACUUUCCCGGAACUGGAGACCUGCGGGAUAUCGGAGCAGGCAAAGGGAAAUACUAUGCCGUUAAUUUUCCUCUGAGAGACGGAAUUGAUGACGAGUCAUAUGAGCAGAUCUUCAAGCCGGUAAUGGCUAAAGUGAUGGAGAUGUAUCAGCCCAGCGCUGUGGUUCUGCAGUGUGGAGCAGAUUCCCUUUCUGGUGACCGACUGGGCUGCUUCAACCUCACUAUCCGUGGUCAUGCCAAAUGCGUAGAGUACAUGAAGUCGUUUAAUCUGCCGCUGCUGAUGCUGGGAGGGGGAGGGUACACUAUUCGUAACGUGGCACGCUGCUGGACCUACGAGACUGCUGUGGCUCUCGACACAGACAUCCCUGAUGAGCUGCCAUAUAAUGACUACUUUGAGUACUUUGGGCCAGACUUUAAACUGCACAUCAGCCCAUCCAACAUGACCAACCAGAACACACAGGAGUACAUGGACAAGAUCAAGCAGAGGUUAUUUGAGAAUCUGCGGAUGCUGCCACAUGCUCCCGGGGUUCAGAUGCAGGCCAUUCCAGAGGAUAGCCUUCCAGACGAUACGGUGGAUGAGGACACUGAGGAUCCAGACAAACGCAUGUCCAUCCGUGCAUCUGAUAAGAGGAUAGCAUGUGAUGAAGAGUUCUCGGACUCUGAGGAUGAGGGAGAAGGUGGGAGGAGGAAUGUGACCAAUCACAAGAAAGGAGCCAAACGAGCUCGAGUGGAGGACGAGAAGAAGGAGGGAGAAGAAAAGAAAACUGAGGUAAAGGAGGAGGAGAAGUCUAAGGAGAGCAGCUCGGAAAAACACGAGUCUAAAAGUGUGAAGACUGACCAGACAAGCAGCACCUGAAACCACCACCAGAGGGUGCACAGAUGUGUCUGUUUAUCUCUGUCUCUGUUUCUCUCUCUCUCUCUUUCUCUCAGCACCCCAACCACACCCCAUACCCCUCCACCGGACUACACACUCAUUAGCAUUAUAUUUAUUACCCAGUGUGUGUGUGUGCGCGAGCGUGCAUGUCUGUCUGUGUGAGUGGGUGGAUGGGUGUGUGUGUGUGUGUGUGCUUGUGUUUUUCAUCUUUCUGAUCCAGUUCUGUGUCCAGAUGUUUUUCAAUAACCAUGUAGGAGUCCCUCCAGAUCAGCAGGGGUGCUUAUGUCUUUGUUUUUUAUUUUUAAUAGAACGUUUGUACUGAUAUUUUAGAAAAUAUGUGGAUGUUCAUUUUGAAAACACAUGGUGACUAUUUCAAAUUUCUUUAAAUUGCAUAUUUUGUAUUUGCAUAUUAAACUGUUUUAUACUA
Astyanax mexicanus (Mexican tetra) is the source of this 2055-nucleotide messenger RNA. RefSeq names its product histone deacetylase 2. The transcript is spliced from 14 exons. Lineage: Eukaryota; Metazoa; Chordata; Actinopteri; Characiformes; Acestrorhamphidae. Gene Ontology annotation, molecular function: histone deacetylase activity. Bases 144 to 1610 code for a protein of 488 amino acids. The record is from RefSeq and is a predicted model, not a curated record.